Lecanosticta acicola is the source of this 2382-nucleotide messenger RNA. The record is from the annotation of a GenBank genome assembly. NCBI's taxonomy places the organism in Eukaryota, Fungi, Ascomycota, Dothideomycetes, Mycosphaerellales, Mycosphaerellaceae.
AUGCCCGUCGUCAAGGGAGGAGUUUGGACCAAUAUCGAAGAUGAGAUCCUCAAGGCUGCGGUCUCCAAAUACGGUCUCAACCAGUGGGCGCGUGUGUCUUCGUUGCUCGCGCGCAAGACCCCCAAGCAGUGCAAGGCGCGAUGGACGGAAUGGCUGGACCCGGGUAUCCGCAAGAUUGAAUGGAGCAGGGAAGAGGAUGAGAAGCUCUUGCAUUUGGCCAAGCUGAUGCCGACGCAAUGGCGCACGAUUGCCCCCAUAGUCGGCCGCACGGCCACCCAGUGUUUGGAGCGCUACCAAAAGCUUCUUGAUGAGGCAGAGGCGCGCGAGAGCUCCGAGUUUGGACUGGCUGGCCCAGAAGGAGGAGAGACUCAGGCACCAUCUGCAGACGAUGUGAGAAGGCUCAGGCCGGGGGAGUUGGAUCCCGACCCGGAGAGCAAACCUGCGAGACCAGACACUAUCGAUAUGGAUGAGGAUGAGAAAGAGAUGUUGUCCGAAGCAAGAGCGCGGUUAGCCAACACGCAGGGAAAGAAAGCUAAGCGCAAGGCCAGGGAGAGACAAUUGGAGGAGAGUAGACGUCUGGCUGUGUUACAGAAGCGGAGAGAGCUGAAGAGCGCUGGUAUCAACAUCAAGGUCACGACCAAGAAGAAAGGUCAAAUGGACUACAAUGCCGAUAUUCCCUUCGAAAAGGCGCCUGCUGCAGGAUUUCAUGAUACACAGGAUGAACAGACGCAGAACGAAUUUGCGCGGGAGCAGUUCGAUCCUCGCAAGCAGCAGCUGGCCAACAAACGAAAGGGUGAUGGACAAGAAGAUAAUGCCCAAGAGCACAAGCGAAGGAAAAACGACAAGUCUGAUAGCGGCGCAGCAGCAUUUGCAGCAGCAGCCAAGGCAGGGCAAAUGCAGCGAAUUCGAGAGGCCGAGCAAAGUAGCAAGCGACGAGGCCUUGUCUUGCCCGCUCCUCAGGUCAGCGAGAGUGAGCUUGAGGAUAUUGUCAAGAUGGGCAUGUCUGGCGAGCGAGCGCAUAUGCAGGCUGAAGGCGAGAACGAUGCUACGAGGGGUUUGGUCAGCAACUACUCGAACACCGUUGGAGCAACACCCAUCAGAACGCCCCGUGCGCCUCAAGAGGAGGACAGAAUCGCCAAUGAACUACGAAAUGCAAAGGCUCGAACUCAGACCCAAUCCGCACUCUUUGGUGGCGAAAACGCCGCGGUGGUGGAAAAUAGCGCCACUACUGGUUACGGCGGGAUUGCUCCCUCGAAGCAAGCAACGGCGACUCCAAAUCCCAUGGCAACUCCCUUCCGACAACAAAAUGGUGGGAGUGCAGUCGGUGCCACACCAUUGAGGACACCAAGAGAUAACUUUCACCUCAACCAGGAGGAUGGUUCCAUGCAACUUGUUGGUCAAACUCCGCGAGACGUCCGAUUACGCGAGCAGGCAACUCGAAAUACACUCCGUGGAAAACUGGCAAGUCUACCGAAGCCUCAGCAAAAUGAAUGGGAACUUGAAGCUACGCCAGGAGACCGGGAAGAGAUUUCUACUUCUAUGGAGCUUAGAUCAGAGGAUGCGGCUGUUCGUGAUCAGCGAAAUGCUGAGAUGGCUCAUGCGGCGGCCCUGGCAGAUUUCAGGCGGCAGACGAAAGUAGUGCAAAAAGGACUACCACGACCAAAGGUUGUCGACAUCACUGCUAUGCUCAAGGCUGCCAAAGUUAUACAGGACCCGGUAGAGCGGCAAAUUGCAGAAGAAGCUGCGCUUCUGAUGGCGAAUGAUGCACAGACAUUCAAAGGGGCCAUACUCAACGGUAAAGCUAAGCCUCUGGAAUUGUUCGAUGAUGACAGGCUCCAACGGGCUCAACUGGAAGUCAUCCUUGACAUGGGCCAGGACAUGGAGCGGUCUCAAUUUGGCAAGGCCUUUGAAGCAGAAUGGGAAAAGGCUCACGCAAGCACAGCUCUCCCCGGGCUCGCUGGCUAUGCCGAAGAUGAGCUGGAUGAAGAACAGCUACUCACGGAGGCUUUCGAUACUAUUCAGGACGACAUCACAAAGGCCUCCGAAAAGGGCAAUGCCCUUGAGAAGAAACUUGCAAAACAUCAUGGUGGAUACCUGGAACGACAGAAGAAGUUGAAGCUAAAGGUGAGCUCACAAUAAAGGUGCUCCCAAUAGUAGAAUGAAUGUUGACUAACACCAUUAUAGAUUCUCGAAGCCAGUGAGGCACUUGCCCAAACGAGGCUGGACACGGAAGUCUCACGCCAAGCCCAAGUGGCCGAGGAAGCUGGAAUCCAAGGGCGGCUCGAAAAGCUAAGAGAAGAGGUCGCAUUGGUCAGCCGAAGAGAGCGAGAAGCUCAAGAGGUUUUCCGAGAACGGAGAGAUGAGCUGAAGAGCCUAGCAUAG